UUUAACGUGAACCUUGCGGGGGAUGGCUAGGCUGCUGCAGGGUCCCCUAACCUUGUUUUGGGGCAAUUUAGAUCACUCAGUCUUAUUAUACUUCUGUUCCCUUUCUUUUCCUUUAUAAGGUCGGAAUUUCGUUACGUUUGUGUGGUUGAAUUGCGAUUGAGUUCAUCGUCCUGCCCUCCUCCUUCGUUCCAAGAAACAAAGAAACGACGACGAUUAAAAACGACGACGCACAACGCCUAUAUCCUGAGCCAACGUACAAAGCUACUUGGAAAUAUCACAUCUACGGAAGGAAACACCUGUAUUGCGACUGAUUGACUCGCUGUCAUACACAACUGGUCGAAAUAUCUACAGACAGACAGCAAACAACACACGAAUAUCAUAGAAGAAGAACGAGACUAGCAGCGGCCAUGCCUCCCCCACCCUACGUAGUCGGCGACUCAUCGCCCUUCCUCAAGCGCGUCAUCAUUCCCUUCUGGGUAUUCCGAGUUAUCAUCAUGGUUCUCGAGCUGGGCGCGUGCGGUCUUGUGAUCGCCGCCAUCACCCUUCAACAGGACGACUUAGAAAGCGACUUCGGCGACACCACGGUCAAGACAGCGAUUGCCAUCGUGGCGGUUUGCAUGACGCUCGUCUUUUUGUGUUUGGUGCUGGACAUUGUGUGCAUCAUCAAGCGCGGGCGGCGCACCCUGAGCCCCAAGUUCUUUCUGAUCACAAACGUCGUGCAGACGACCAUUUGGGUGGUUUUCUUUAUUUUGGCUGUCAUUGGUGCUAGGACUGCAGGGACCAUCAUUCUCGCAAUCGUGAUCCUAAUCUCCUUCGUCGGCAUGCUCAUCUACGCUUCCAUCAUCUACCACCGAUUCCGGAAGGGCGACCUCAAUCCCGGCGCUGGCGGCAACGGCUACGUCAAGGCAGUCAACCCCGCCAUCAAUCAAGGCUUUUACGCUGAAGACACGGCCUACGCUUCCCAAGCCUAUGCCACUCAGGCUGAGCCUUCUGCUCAGAAGUAUCCUGCCAGCCCCUACAGCGUGGGAGUCGCGCCUGUCGAAGCAGCAGCAACGACGCAAUAUCCUAAGCCAACUUACUACGACGCGCCGGCGCAAGGUGGUCAGCAUCACGGAUACGAGCUUGAGAGCCGUAAUCCUUAGGUUCACUAAACUUGGGGUUAUCGUCAAGGAUGAAUUGGGUUAAUGCGUAAUGAUGAUGAAGGAUCAUUCUUUUUUUCUGGUCGGAGUUGGUGGGUGAUGGGGGUGUUUGGGUUGGACAACAGGGGCUAUUUGGAUGCCGGAUGGGAUAGAUGGCCGGGUUGUCCUGCUAUAUUGGUGAUGCGGAUUAUACCUAGGCUCUGCAAAACAAUCCUCAUUAAAUAUCCUCAACCACAGACCGGGACGGACUCUGGCUUUUUCUUACCAAUCAGCUGCGGAAGGUGUUCCAUCCCUUUCAGUUUUAUGCCGAAGAAGAUACCAAAGUUUCAUGCCCUGUGUCUGAGCUGGGUAUCUCUCUCAAAUCAUGUCACCAUGGGCUGAGUCUUGUCCAUCGAAUGGAAUACGACGAGAUAUGUGUGGCCACCCUUUUUGACCAUCCCCCCCUCCCCCAUUUCCCUCAAAUAGCCCAUGAAUAGCCUCCAUCUUGGGUGGACUGAUGGCAGAAAUCUCUACGAGACUCGAGACCCUUCACCCCGACCUCGCAACACCACCCUGAUCUCGUGGCGCAGUUUCCUUCUUUGUUCAGCAAACCCUAUGAAUGGAGCUAUAACGGCAGGUAUUCUGCGAGUGUCGUCCCUGAUGAAGGCCUACUGAGCUAGAUCUGGGGCAAGGAGUGGCAGGAGAUUCGUCUCCCUGGCAGCUUGGGACAUGGCGUCCUUGUCUCAGGCCAAGAUCUAUCGUCGGCGAAGACCGCUGGAACCGGGUGAAAUUUCUCGUAGGUCCGGACAAGAAUGAUGAAAUUCAGCGGAUGAAUUCAAAGGAGUUGUGUGUCUGUAUUCACGAUCUUCUUAGAGUGCACGAUUUAAACAUACAUGGAAGUUCAGGGGGUUUUCAGUUCCGUUAUAGAACCAACUCGUUGCCCAUCACAUUGCAACUUGCUUCGUUUGGGUAUUCAGCCGAAUCCUUGGGGUUUUCUCCUGCUUUCAUACGUGAAUAAGUCGAC
Molecule: messenger RNA, 2142 nt
Organism: Neurospora crassa OR74A
Lineage: Eukaryota; Fungi; Ascomycota; Sordariomycetes; Sordariales; Sordariaceae
Exons: 2
Coding region: 408-1142 (244 amino acids)
Source: RefSeq, a predicted model, not a curated record